Pseudoliparis swirei is the source of this 1670-nucleotide messenger RNA. RefSeq names its product zinc finger, MYND-type containing 10 (gene zmynd10). The record is from RefSeq and is a predicted model, not a curated record. Gene Ontology annotation, biological process: outer dynein arm assembly; inner dynein arm assembly; motile cilium assembly. Gene Ontology annotation, cellular component: cytoplasm; centriolar satellite. Lineage: Eukaryota; Metazoa; Chordata; Actinopteri; Perciformes; Liparidae.
UACAACGAAAUGGACACGUCUGUAAUUAUACCCGUCGAAGCGGAGGGGUUUGUUCAAAGUCUGGAAACUUUCUCUCUCAAGGAAGUCGGCUCUGAGAGGUGGUUCAGACAACAUGGGCACAUCGAGAAACUUAACAUGCAAGCAAUACUGAACGCUUCUGCCAUGCAAGAUGAGUAUGUUCAGGAGCUCCUGGUGUCACAUGUAAAGAUACCUGUUCUGGUCCAUGAAAUGAUCCUUGUCGAAAUCUGGAAGCAUAAAGUGUUUCCCAAUUUAUGUCAGCUGGAGGACUUUAAUCCCAAGAACACAUUCAGUCUUUACAUGGUGAUCCACCAUGAAGCCUCGAUCAUGAACCUGCUUGAAACGAUAAUGUAUCACAAGGAUUCCUGUGAGGCGGCUGGUGACGCUGUCCUUGACUUGGUGGAUUACUGCCACCGCAAGCUCACCCUGCUGGUCGGCAAAGCGACCGGGGCAACCGCGACGACUCAUGACCAACACAGCCCGAAAGGGACAGCAGUCGUAUCCUCCACUGACGUGAUGACAGAGUUACAGAUGCAGUGUGCUGCACGGGAAUUUGAAAUCUCCCUGAAGGCAGUCUCUGUGCUGCGCUUCAUCACUGAUCACACCGAGAGUGUUAGUGUCAUCAAUCGCAUGAUGUGCAUCCAUAACAUGCCUUGCGUGCUGGUUCAGUUGAUUGACUGCUGUCCUUGGAGUCGCUGUAAAGACGGUGAGGUAGAAAAGUACAUCAAUGGCAGAUGGCAGACGAUUUCUGUCGAGAACCAUUUAACGAUGACAAAACUAGAUGGUCAGGUCUGGAUUUCCCUUUACAAUCUGCUGCUGAAGGAAAACUGCCAAAGGAAAUAUGAAUUUAACAAUUACAACAAGAACCAGCUUCUAAAGCUUCGACGUUUCAUGACAGAGGUUUUGGUUGAUCAGCUGCCAAACCUACUGGAGUUGCAGCGUUUCCUGGCCUAUCUCGCCAUUACAGACCCCGCCCCUCCAAAAAAAGAACUGCUUUUGGAACAGAUCCCAGAAAUAUGGAACUACAUUGUGAGAGAGAAUUCUGGGAAGUGGAAGGCAAUCGCAAAGUAUCAAGUCAAAGAAACUUUCAGCCCAUCUGAAAGUGAACUGGAGCUGCAGGCGAAGAGGUUGAACCAGGUGUACAAUGUGGAUGUGAUGGAGAGCUUACUCCCCGAGAAGCCAAAGUGUGGAUUCUGUGGGAAAGAGGCAGCAAAGAAAUGCUCUCAGUGUCAGGGAGAAUGGUACUGCCACAGAGAAUGUCAGGUGAGGCACUGGUCCAAACACAAGAGAGCCUGUCAGCUCUAUGCUGAGGUCACAGAGAAGAUCCAGAGGGACCUGCUGGAGAACUGCUGACACCGAGAUACUGUGGAAGCAGUCAGCAGAACAGAUGGGAGGAACAGAUCUGCAUGGGCACAAUCCAAAUUUGGAUUCCUAUACAUUUUAAAUCGUUAUUUUAACAUGUUCUCAGUUACAUAAUUGUGUUGUUCCUUUUUGUUUUGUUUUGUUUGUUCAAUAACCUUAUGGUAUAUUGUUUUUGUGUGUCUUUGAUUAAAAAAAGUGCUUCCCUUUUCAUAUUUACUCUCAUUCAACAAAGUUGAGGAAAAUUGACCUUCUUCAUUACACAACGGCAACAAAUAAAAGACUUGAAUGAC